AUGAAGCCUUCUACUCACAUUGCACCCCCACAAGCCUCCACGGCGGAGACAUCGGGCGAGAAAGAGACACCAGAUCUUCCACAAUCUACACCACCUGCAGAUGAAGAUGUCUCACAUGAUCCGUUCCACGACCUGAUCCCCGGCUACCCCAAGCUUGCUGGACGCAUGGGAAUUAUGCCAGAGAUUGGCAUGUUUAGAAGAUUUGGUGCAUUAAAUGCGCGCAACCUACUCUACUACCAGAACGAAUUAGCGUACCUAGAAGAUCGGCUAAAGGAGGUUGAGGCUGAAGACGCGGAGAGCUCAGAGGGGAAGAAGGCGAUGUAUAGCCACGACGCUUAUUGGCUCAAUACCUCGAACCGCACAACGGACGACGAGCCCCGAGACGGCGAUAUGAGACAAAGAGAGCUUGUUCUGCACGAUGCACUCAUCCAACAGGCCACUAUACUCCAAACCAUGAAGGAGCCCGAUGCCUUCGACCUCGACGAUAUCCAACGCUUCUUAGCCAGUGACCAUAUGAAAGUACUCGCAGGUCUAGACGGGACUAUCUGGGGUUCUUUUAAGCGACCAAAAGAUUACAGUAGAGAGCUUGUGGUCCUCCGGGGCCGAAAGGAUAUGGAUACCUUCUCACGAAAGAUUGGUGCGAGAGCCAUCGAUUGGAUUACAAAUCUCGGCGGCAGACGUUGGAAGAAAGUCGACGUUCGUUUUGGAACCAUUGCAGUUCAUGAGGCUACAGUCUUCCAGUUCACCUUCUGGGUUACCAGCGCCAUCGCAUCAAUCUUACCCGUUGUUUCCAUCAUCAUACUGGUGAACACGAACUCACUGAACGGAAGACUAGCGAUCAUUGCAGCCUUCAAUGUUCUCACAUCAGUGUGUCUAACGGUGUUCACCGAUGCGCGAAGAACUGAUGUAUUCGCGGUCACUGCUGCGUGA
Alternaria viburni is the source of this 930-nucleotide messenger RNA. RefSeq lists its product as uncharacterized. Bases 1 to 930 code for a protein of 309 amino acids. The transcript is spliced from 2 exons. The record is from RefSeq and is a predicted model, not a curated record. Lineage: Eukaryota; Fungi; Ascomycota; Dothideomycetes; Pleosporales; Pleosporaceae.